Molecule: messenger RNA, 1563 nt
Organism: Morchella importuna
Lineage: Eukaryota; Fungi; Ascomycota; Pezizomycetes; Pezizales; Morchellaceae
Exons: 4
Coding region: 1-1563 (520 amino acids)
Biological process (GO): regulation of alternative mRNA splicing, via spliceosome; mRNA cis splicing, via spliceosome
Cellular component (GO): U2 snRNP; U2-type prespliceosome; catalytic step 2 spliceosome
Molecular function (GO): RNA binding
Source: RefSeq, a predicted model, not a curated record
AUGUCGCCAGCUGCAGUCCCACCUCCCGCAGAGGCUUUCGCCCCCCUGGAACAAAUAAAUCGUCCUCCAGAGGGUGUCGUCCUCCCUCCAAAAGACCUCCGAGCCAUCGUUGAAAAGACUGCUGGCUACGUUGCUCGUAACGGGCAAGUCUUUGAACAACGUAUCCGCGAAAAGGAGAAACACAAUCCCAAGUUUUCGUUCCUUAAUACAGCCGAUUCAUAUUACCAGUUCUACAUAUGGCGCCUCGAAGAGAUCCGUGCUGGUCGCGGGACCGCCCUCGCAGCCGGACGUGCAGGUGGCGCAGAAAGCAAACCAGAACCCGUAGAACCAGAGAAACCCCAAGGUCCUGCAGAGCCACCAGAGUUCAAAUUCAGUGCCCGGAUGCCAAACAUCUCCGCACAGGAUCUCGAUAUUCUCCGGUUGACCGCGCUAUUCGUCGCACGACAUGGCCGCUCGUUCCUAACGACCUUGUCGCAACGUGAAGCUCGCAAUUUUCAAUUUGAUUUCCUUCGCCCCAACCACUCAUUUUACCAAUACUUCUCACGUCUUGUAGACCAAUACACAGAACUCUUGACGCCCUCCGGAGGUGUCUCUGUUGAGGAACUUGAGAAGAAUGUUAAAGACAAAUUCCACAUCCUUGAUCGAGCACGGGGUCGCGCAGAGUGGACAAAAUUCCAGGAAAAAGAACGAGAGAAGAAGGAAGAGGAAGAGGACCAGGAGCGCCUCACAUAUGCGCAAAUCGAUUGGCAUGACUUCGUUGUUGUUGAAACGGUCGUCUUUACUGAUGCCGACGACCAGACUGACCUUCCACCCCCGACGUCCUUGUCGGAUCUACAGCAUGCUUCUCUAGAACAAAAGGCACUUAUGUCACUACACCCAUCAGCCCUGCGGAUAGAAGAAGCUAUGCCCACUUCUGACCCAGAGCCUAUUGAGACUCCAUACCAACAACACCAAAGACAGCAACGACAGGUUGCAGAAGAGGAAGACGGUAUGGAAAUGGAGAUGGAAGGUAGUGAUGACGAGGACCGCGAGAGGCAGCGCGAGCAAGAUAGGAAACGACAGGCGCAGGAGGCGGCUAAACAGGGACUUGGUCAAGGUCAGAUGAAAAUCAGGAGUGACUAUGUACCUCGCGCGCUUGCAAAGCGACAGCUAGGCCAGCUCGGUAUCUGUCCGAACUGUGGACAGAAUAUUCCGUUAGAUGAAAUGGAAGACCAUAUGAGAAUUGAAUUGCUUGAUCCCCGCUGGAAAGAACAACGUGCCCGGGCCGACGCCAAACAAUUAACAACUAAUAUCUCCACCAAUGAUACAGUCCUAAACUUGAAACGUCUUGCUUCCCAGCGCGACGAUCUCUUUGAUUCUACAGGUGGUCACAAUGUCUCCGCCGAGGAGCUGGAGCGUAGGAAACGUGUUGCAACUGGUGGCUCUUGGGAUGGAUCUGCAGAGACAAAGGAUGCAGUUCGCCAUCAGCAGCUCCAGAAUAUAAAUGUUCAAGAACAGAUUGAGGCAAUUAGAAGGAAGGCAGGAAAUGUUUCUAAUCCUAGUGUGGGGCCCCAGAGGCAAUAG